ACAUCCACACACUCUUAUUCUUCAUUUCUACCCUUUCUGCAGACAACAUGAAAAGAGAGGUGAAGGCCGGAGUGAACUUCCUCAAACGCCUGCUGGUGGCACGUGGCAAGCUCGACGAGGCCAAAGCAGAGUUGUUUGCUGAGAAGCUGCAGAAGCUUUUAUGUGACAAAUACACUGAUCACUGGUACCCUGACUCCCCCAGCAAAGGCCAGGCUUACAGAUGCAUUCGGAUAAAUAAUGGAGUACUCUGUGAUGAAGUGGUUCUGAAGGCGUAUGAGGAGAGUGAGCUCACACUCAGUGACCUGUGCCUGCUGCCUGAGGUCACCGUGUGGAUUGACCCACUAGAAGUGUGUGCAAGAUCUGGAGAGAACAGCAGGCCCUUCACAAUAGCCAGUUUCAAAGAAGAGGAGGAGGCAGAGGAAGGAGGUGUGAAGGGAAGACAGGGUGACUCCUCGGUGGAUUCAAUAAACCUGGAAACGUCAGAUUACCACUCAGCUACCUCAUCAGACUGUGGCUCCACCGCGUCGAGUGACACGGAGGAAGAAGCAAAAGACCGCGAGACGGAGGGCGAGCAAGAGAAAGAAGGGGGAAAGAAGGAGGUUGUCAAGAAGGAAGUGGCAGAAAGUGACGCCUACACGAUAGUCAUGGUGCCCAGGAUUCGGAAGCGACAGGGAGAUGGACCAAAUAAAAUCAAAUACAUCCGAAAUAUGCUCCCUGCAAGCCUCCAGUACUUUUACCACCCUGGACCAGUGUGGCCUCAGUACAAGAAGGCCGCUCCUGUGUUCCUCACCACGAUGUGUGCACCUGCGGCUCCACCGCCUCCGCCACAGCAGGUGUUCGGCUACUACAUCUUGCCACAGCCGUCUCCGCAGUUCAUUGUGCCUCAGGCCACUCUGCAGCCGUGGGGAGCUGUGAAGGGUUAGAACCAACCAGCAACCGAGAGUCGAAGGCGGAUAUAGAGUUAUAAGCUUCUUCUACUGAGCCGCGUCCUGUCAGGUCUAAACUUGGGCCAAAAAGAAUGUUUUCCACUGUGUAGUUGUUUCUUGCACAACCUGUAAUGAUUCUUCUGUCUUUUUGAAUACUGGUGAUUAGUUGCUUGUUCUCAGCACAGAGAUACCACUUGAAUCUGUCAGCUCUUCACAGCUAUUUUUUUUACAUACUGUACACAUUAAGAAUGACUUCAGUCACUGGUUGCUUGGACUAACUCAGGGACUCUCAGCAAUAUACUCAAUGCCAAAUAAUUGUCUUUCCAGCUGUUAUCACAGUCUGUCACUUCUCUCUCCAGCUGUGCUCCACUGUGUAUACUUCACUGUCAAUCAAUGUAAAAGGUGAUUCAGGGUUUUGAUCUAUUGUAGCUCAAGUGGAAGUAUCUGUAUAUCAAGAAUUUAUUUUACCAAACUGCUUGUAAAUAAUAGAGUACUUGCAUACAGAGAUAGACUGAUGCACACUUUCCAAUAUCACUUGUAAUUUAUUUGGCCACCAGUGGAUGGCACUCAACUCUAGGCUAAUACAUGAAAUUGUAUAGUUUUUAUUAACGGCAGCUGAUGGAUACUGCAUUUCUAACUUCACAGAACACUGGUUUUAAAUGGCUCCAACUUCCUGCUUUCAACAAAAUAUGUGUUUUUGUUUAUGUGUUUGCUUGAACCUGUGUUUUUUAAGCUAUUGUAAAUAACUAUCCAUAUGAAAUCUGCUACUGCUAUAUAUCCUCAUCCUAUCCUUUUACGCUCACUGAUUCUUAUGUAUUAAGAUUAUUAAAUUAUUUUAUAUGUAUAUACUGCAUGCAACUUUGAUGCCCACCUGCUUGCUUAAAGUGUUGUUUUGCUUUUAAAUUGUGCAUCAGCCAUUUACGUUUUUAUACUGAAGUGGAAUAAACCAACUUCCAUCUGUGA
Messenger RNA from Paralichthys olivaceus (Japanese flounder), 1889 nucleotides. RefSeq names its product maternal B9.15 protein. NCBI's taxonomy places the organism in Eukaryota, Metazoa, Chordata, Actinopteri, Pleuronectiformes, Paralichthyidae. Gene Ontology annotation, biological process: negative regulation of cell population proliferation; negative regulation of mitotic cell cycle. The record is from RefSeq and is a predicted model, not a curated record. Gene Ontology annotation, cellular component: cytoplasm; nucleus.